Molecule: messenger RNA, 808 nt
Organism: Epinephelus moara (kelp grouper)
Lineage: Eukaryota; Metazoa; Chordata; Actinopteri; Perciformes; Serranidae
Gene: fkbp3
Product: FKBP prolyl isomerase 3
Exons: 6
Coding region: 1-507 (168 amino acids)
Molecular function (GO): peptidyl-prolyl cis-trans isomerase activity
Source: RefSeq, a predicted model, not a curated record
AUGAAUCAUAUUCCAUAUGAAGCUAAAGGCGUGUUCUCACAGCCUGGGAGGUUUAAAGGCACAGAGCCAAUUGAAGAGGUGACCGAGCAGGUUAAAGCUGUGAAAAUUGAAGAAAAGCCCAAAGAAGUCCCGACAGAGGCUGUGGAUGAGGGUCCGCCAAAGUACUUCAAGUCAGUGCUGAAGAAAGGCGACAAAACCAACUUCCCAAAGAAAGGCGACACUGUGAGCUGCUGGUACACUGGCUCCCUGGAGGAUGGAACCGUCUUCGACACCAAUAUUCCCACAACGGCGAGAAAGAAGAAGCAAUCCAAACCACUGUCAUUCAAAGCCGGCUUGGGCAGAGUCAUCAGAGGAUGGGACGAGGCCAUCCUGACGAUGAGUAAGGGUGAAACAGCUCGACUGGAGAUUGAACCAGAGUGGGCCUACGGGAAGAAGGGUCUCCCUGACUCCAAAAUUCCUCCCAACGCAAAGCUGAUCUUCGAGGUUGAGCUGGUGGCGGUGGAUUAACGGGUAACCGCUGCUCAGCAUGCACUGCAUUUCAGGGGUGGAGGGGAAAAAAAUACUCAAUGGCCUUGCUGUAAAGAAUCAAGUUAAAAUGGCAUUUGGAUUGCACCUUUUUGUUCCUACGUUAUCUCAUUUAUCAACACGUUACAAUAAACAAUGAUCAGUUAUUACAGCAUUUUCAGUUUGGGCCAAAAUGUGAGGGCUUGUCAAUAAUGUACAUACCCUGAAACCUUAUUCUUUGCAUUAUGUUUUGUUCUUUUGCAUGUACAAUGUAAAUGAUAAAUAAACCUGUUUCAGAGACUAA